AUGUUCCUCACCGUGUUCCUCAGCGACAACGAGCAGCACUUCACCGAGGUCCCCGUGACCCCCGAAACCACGUGCCGAGAUGUGGUGGAUCUGUGCAAAGAACCUGGAGAGAGCGAGUGCCACCUGGCUGAAGUGCGCUGCGGCUCUGAGCGUCCGGUUGCUGAUAACGAGCGCAUGUUUGAGGCUCUGCAGCGGUCUGGAAGUCAGAGGAACGAAGUUCGUUUCUUCCUUCGUCACGAACGGCCCCCCGGCAGGGACACAGUGAGUGGACCAAGGUCUCAGGAUCCAAGUUUAAGAAGAAACGGUGUAAAAGUUCCUGGUGAACAUCGAAGGAAGGAGAAUGGCGCUGGCAGCCCCGGGAUGGAUCUGACUCUGGCCGAGCUUCAGGAGAUGGCGUCCCGCCAGCAGCAGCAGAUUGAGGCCCAGCAGCAGAUGCUGGCCACUAAGGAACAGCGCUUGAAGUUUUUGAAACAGCAGGAUGAGCGCCAGCAGCAGCAGGCUGCGGAGCAGGAGAAGCUGAAGAGGCUGAAGGAGAUCGCGGAGAGCCAGGAGGCGAAGCUGAAGAAAGUGAGGGCGCUCAGGGGCCACGUGGAGCAGAAGAGGCUGAAGAACGGCCGGCUCGUGGAGGAGAUCGAGCAGAUGAACAGCCUGUUCCAGCAGAAGCAGAGGGAGCUGGUUCUGGCCGUGUCCAAGGUGGAGGAGCUGGGCAGGCAGCUGGAGGUGCUCAAGAACGGCCGGCUGGACGGGCGGCACGAUGGCAGGUGCGCCGCGGCCGAGCUCGACCGCCUCUACAAGGAGCUGCAGGGGCUGCCGGCACCCAGCCGCGUGGCCGCGGUAGGCCCCUACAUCCAGUCGUCCACGAUGCCCCGCGUCCCCUCGAGGCCGGAACUGGUGGUGAAGCCCGCUCUGCCUGACGGCCCCGGGGCCCUGCAGGCUUCGGAGGGGGCGCUCAGAGUACACACGCUGCCCAGCACGCGGUCUGCGGCUGCCGCCCAGGCCAGAGGCUCUAAAAUCCAUCCACUCAGCCCUGACUGGAGCCCCCCGAGUGCAGACGUCACCGUGAGCCAGCCCUCCGGGCCUGCACCCACCGGCUCUGGGCGGGCCCUGGACCAAGUUGACGAUGGAGAGGUUCCCCUGAGAGAGAAAGAGAAGAAAGUUCGCCCCUUUUCAAUGUUGGACUCGGUGGACCAGUCGGCUGGCCCUGCCCCCUGUGGGGGUCUGAGGAAAAACCAAAGCAGUGAGGACAUCUUGCGGGACGCUCAGGCUGCAAAUAAAAAUGUGUCUAAAGUACCGCCUCCCGUUCCGUCAAAACCAAAACAGAUUAAUUUGCCUUAUUUUGGGCAAACGAAUCCGUCACCCUCAGACGUUAAGCCGGACGGAAACCCUCAGCAGUUAUCAACAGCGGCUGCAUCCGUGGGAAAUAAACCCAAGACAGCAGGGCAGCAGCGGGGUCUGCUGUCCCCCGGCGCACCUUCCGUCGGCCAGGGCCCGGCCCUCGCUCCAGCUUGUAAGCAAGAAAGUCCCCCUGCGGCCGCCGUCCGGCCCUUCACUCCGCAGCCUUCCAAAGAUGCCCCUCCUCCGCCCUUCAGAAAGCCCCAGACGGUGGCCACGAGCUCCAUAUACUCCAUGUACACGCAGCACCAGGCGCCCGGGAAGAACUUCCAGCAGGCCGUGCAGAGCGCGUUGACCAAGACGCAUUCCAGAGGCCCGCACUUCUCAAGCGUCUACGGCAAGCCUGUGCUCGCUGCUUCCCAGACCCAGCAGCAGCAUCCGGAGAACGUCUAUUCCAGCAGCCAGGGCGAGCCCGGCAGUCCCGAACCUGACCCGGAGCCCGUGGCGCCCGCUCAGGAGAACCACGAGAACGAAAGAAUUCCUCGACCGCUCAGCCCGACCAAAUUGCUGCCUUUCUUGUCCAAUCCCUACCGGAACCAGAGUGACGCUGACUUAGAAGCCCUGCGGAAGAAACUGUCCAACGCCCCACGGCCGCUGAAAAAACGGAGCUCCAUUACAGAGCCAGAGGGGCCCAAUGGGCCAAAUAUCCAGAAACUCUUGUACCAGAGGACCACCAUCGCUGCCAUGGAGACCAUCUCUGUCCCCUCGUAUCCGUCCAAGCCGACUCCAGGCACGGCCGACUCAGAAGGCCCAGGAGAAAUCCAGAAUCCGUACUCACAUGUGGAGCCAGAGAAGGAGACGGUCUCUCUGGUUCCCGAAUCGGUGUCCCCGGAGGAAGCGGGGAGCACCGGUGCGGAGAACGGCGACAUUCCAGCUCCUUCACCAGGCCUCGACUGUGUGCCCGAAGGAGUCCCAGACGGCAGCCCACGUUUCCAGAAUAGUGUGGAAGAACCGAGAGCAGAGACUCCGCACCUGCUCGAGGUGUACCUGGAGGAGUACCCCCCGGGCGCGGGGCCCCUGCCCCGCACGGCCCCUGCGCUGCGCAUCACGGUCACCGCCGUGGUUGUCCACCCCGAAAUCGCGCCGCGUGUGUGCAGCACGGCGCACCUCCGCGAAGUUGCCGCUUUGCGGGCUGUGUGCGAGGCGCUUACCGGCAAAAGGACAAACUUACGUAAAACUGGCUCUGACAGGAUCGCCCAUGGCAUGAGGGUGAAGUUCAACCCCCUGGCCCUGCUCCUGGACUCCUCUCUGGAGGGGGAGUUUGACCUCGUUCAGAGAAUUAUCUAUGAGGUUGAUGACCCAAGCCUGCCGAAUGAUGAGGGCAUCACCGCCCUUCACAAUGCCGUGUGCGCGGGCCAUACAGAAAUCGUGAAGUUCCUGGUGCAGUUUGGUGUGAACGUAAAUGCCGCAGACAGUGACGGAUGGUAA
Messenger RNA from Puma concolor (puma), 2820 nucleotides. The record is from RefSeq and is a predicted model, not a curated record. NCBI's taxonomy places the organism in Eukaryota, Metazoa, Chordata, Mammalia, Carnivora, Felidae.